AUGGCCGAUCGCGAACCGCGGCCUAUGAGCCGCGACCCGCGAGGCCGCUCCCGCGACGCCUCGGGAUCGUCGUCCCGGAGCACGACCUCAUCGAGGUCCAGCUCCCGUUCGGCCCCCGAACGCGUGCACCGCCUCUCCACCGCCGAAUCCAGCAGCGGCGGCGCGGAUACCGCCCAUGGCCGGCAACCGUCGACAUUACCGCGGGGUAGUGAUGUCACACCCCCGCCCCAAUGCACGACGAUGCCCCGCCACGAGUCCGGGGUCCCGCCCCGCCCUGCCGAGCAGGAUUCGGCGCUUACCCAGCGCUCCCAGCGCCUGACCGCCGAGAGUGGUGGCCCUCGCCACCCCCCGGCCCACCCCGUGCGACGUGACGCCGCUACCGCGGGCCCGUCCCGCGCUCCCGAUGGUGCAUCCCGCCCCUCGCCGGCUUCCCCGCCGCGAGACCCACGCAGGAAUGUUGCGCAGGCCCCGCCGCGUGACCCCCGCCCCGCGCAGGUUUCCCAACCGCGCGACCCCCGCUCAUCGCAGGCUCAGCAGCCGCGUGAGCAACGUCCAGCGCAAGCUCCGCAAAGGCGUGAGCAGCGUGCCGCUCCAGCCUCACCGCCGAGGCACACCCGCCCCGCGCAGGCGUCGCCCCCGCGCGACCUUGGCCCCGUGCGCACCUCGCCUCCGCGCGAUAGUUUCGCCGCGGAGCCGCGAGCGGCGCCACCAUCGCAGUCGUGUGGCGACUGGCGACAGUCACAUGGCUGCACCCCCCGCACCUCAGGCCCCCUCCCCCGCGCUGGCCCAUAG
This is a messenger RNA of Aricia agestis (brown argus), 792 nucleotides long. RefSeq lists its product as uncharacterized. The record is from RefSeq and is a predicted model, not a curated record. The transcript has a single exon. NCBI's taxonomy places the organism in Eukaryota, Metazoa, Arthropoda, Insecta, Lepidoptera, Lycaenidae. Bases 1 to 792 code for a protein of 263 amino acids.